This is a messenger RNA of Odocoileus virginianus texanus, 3810 nucleotides long. It is a transcript of the gene SMIM14, whose product is annotated as small integral membrane protein 14. Gene Ontology annotation, cellular component: endoplasmic reticulum. The record is from RefSeq and is a predicted model, not a curated record. Lineage: Eukaryota; Metazoa; Chordata; Mammalia; Artiodactyla; Cervidae.
UGUUGCGCCGCCGCCCGCGGGAGCCGGCAGAUCCGGGUCUCGUGGCUUAGAGUGACGUGGUCAGUCGGAUCAAAACAGAGGAGGGGAGGAAGCCGGCGGCCAGGAGCGGCGGCGGCAGCGGCUUACCGAGCAGCCGCAGCGUUCCGGAAGCUGCAGGCGGGCUUUCUGCCGAGGCUUAGUCCGGGCCCCCAUCCUCCCCGCCCCGUCGGUUGUUGUCUGGGCGGAUUUAAACAGUCAAGUUAAAUCAAGCUGGGUAAUCAUGGCAGAAGGUGGAUUCGAUCCCUGUGAAUGUGUUUGCUCUCAUGAACAUGCGAUGAGAAGGCUGAUCAAUCUGUUGAGGCAGUCCCAGUCCUACUGCACAGACACAGAAUGUCUUCAGGAAUUGCCAGGGCCCUCUAGUGAUAACGGCGUCAGCAUUACCAUGAUCUUGAUGGCCUGGGUGGUUAUUGCAGUGAUCUUGUUUCUACUGAGACCUCCUAAUCUCAGAGGAUCCAACCUAACUGGAAAACCAGCCAGUCCUCAUAAUGGACAAGAUCCACCAGCCCCUCCUGUGGACUAACUUUGUGGACAUGGGAAGUGAAAAUAGUUUAACACCUUGCACGACCAAAUGAACGAAGAUGACCAGAGUACUCUUAACCCCAUUAGAACUGUUUUUUCUUUUGCAUCUGCAGUAUGGGAUGGUAUUGUUUUCAUGAGCUUCUAGAAAUUUCACUUGCGAGCUUAUUUUUGCUUCCUGUGUCAUCACCUUUCCUAUAUUUGAGUAAAUGAUUACAUUAAAAAGUUACAUGGGGCUUUUUUGGUUAUCCUAAACUUAAACAUUCCAUUCGUUCUGUUUGUAACUGUGAUCAUAAUUUUUGUGGUAAUUUCUGGCCUGAUAGAAAGAAAUUUGAGAUCUCUACAUUUAAAUAUUUUAAGUAGUUUCAAUGGGUUUAAAAAUUGUUUUUUUAAUAAGGUAUCUAUAAAGUUAUUUGGGGUUACCUGAGAUUGUAUGAAAGGAAAUUAGAACCACACUGUAUUUAUAUUUACCUUGGUAGUUAUUUGUGGAUGGCAGUUUUCUCUAGUUCUUAGGACUAUGACAACUUUUGGAAUAUUUUACAAAUUACAGCUGAAAUCUGUAUCAUCCACUACAGAUGAUUUAUGUGACUAAAGAAAAGGAGAAAAGAAAUAACUGUUUACUAAGUUUUUAUUCCCAUAAAAUGUCUAAUAUUAAGAAAACUUUAAAUAAACAUGAUUUAAAUAUGGUGGAUGAUUUACAGUCCAUUAUAUGAAAUUUGUAAGCCUCUGCACACUAGCCUUAUUACACAGUUCAUGAAAGGAGGAAAAAAUUUAAUUCUUUCUACCUUUGCUAGGUAUAAUCUAUACAGUAAUAAUUUAAGCUAUAACUUAUUUUUAAAGUGGGUGCCUCUCAGGAAGCUGCUUUUGUGUUAUAAACUUCCCUGUUAAAUGAAACGAUCUUAAAGCUAUCUUGGGGGCCUGCUUGGUUACUGACAUUUGAAUGCUAUUUACUUACUCUUUUUUUUUUUUUUGGAAGAAAAAAUUUAGAGUCUUGUUAUCUUUCUGACUUCAAAAAAUAUUUAAUGAAUUCUUGGUUUACUCCAAGGGAAAAGGAGGGAAAUGAGAAACAAUCAAGGAUAUUUUUUCUCAACCUCUGUCUCAUUCUUGUUUGGUAAUAGGGUGGAUUGAGGUGGGGUGGGGAGGAGCGCUAAUAUAAGGAAAAUUUUGAAAUGUAUAAAAAUGUAAAAGGUUUCAUUUGUUUUUGUUCAGUUUGAAAGAAAAUGAAUACAAAUGGCAUAAAAAGUCUGCAUGACCUGUGUGGUUAUAGAAUUUUUUUCUAACAAAUGAUUGCAGAUGAUUUAUGGGGGCUAGAAGAUAUUUUGCUGUCAGUGUAAGGAUGCUCCCCCUCCCAGAUCAGUUUAGCUUUUCACUGUAUAGAUCUGAGAAAUUACUUGUAUGAAUUGAAUAAACUUCUCUAUAUUAUUGUACUGUUUAAUAGAGUCUCUGAUACAAUUACGUGACACGCGUAGGGUAUUUUUCUCCUUUAUUAUGAUUCUGUUCUAGGCUGUAAACACUGUUAAGGGCUUCAUUUCAUUAUAUAAUCCUAUAUCGAAUGCUUGCAUUCCUCCUGUGCAUCUUGGCUUUGUGCUCAACUUUUCUUGAAAUAAAAUAACCUACUGUUAAUUACUUGUGUUAAUCGAGGGGUAUCAUAACACAGGUAAGUCAAAUCCUGGGUAAAAGAACACCAUAGAUUUAAGGUUUUUCCUCUCAAUAUGGCCUAUUAAAAGCCUUCUCAGCUUCAUAGCUUUUAAAGCAGAAAGGGUAGGAAUGGCCUAAGAUGGAGCUGACCCUUGUAAUCAUUUCUUUUUCUCCCCUUGCCCCUGAACUUUGAAGGCUGGCACAUAUCUUGUAAUGGUCUGCUCUUUAAGCUGCUAGAAAGCUAGUCUCUGGAAGAGAUAGUGAUGUGUCACUGAAUCUGUGGUUCACAAAGAACUAAGAAUUGACUUUGGGGAAUUCCCUGGUGGUCCAGUGAUUAGGACUCCAUCCUUUCACUGCCGAGGGCCCAGGUUCAAUCCCUGACCAGGGAACUGGGACCCUGUAAGCCAUGUGGAGUGGCAAAACAAAAAAAGAAUAGACUUUGUUUGAAGGAAGUGGCUGUGACCUGGAGACAAUAUCUAGUAAUAGCUAGAGACCUGGAAAUCUGGGUUCUUAUUCCUAGUUCUUCAUUUCUGUCACAUAGACUUAAUUGACAUUACAUUAGAAUAUUAACCUUUUCCUAUAUGGACCGUCUAUUUAAUUAAUAACAAAAGUUCUUAGUGAAGUAUUUAGUCUUGGUUUUUCUGCUUGUACAAUUUCCCUGCCCUCCCAACAAAGACAGUAUGUGGUAGCACAUAAGGUGUUCCUUUUAACCUAAUUAGUAAUUUAUAUUAUUCUGUUUUAUCCGUAAAGCUUCUACAUGUGGCCUUUUUAUUGAGCACACUCUUACUCAUUAUUUGGCUUGUAAACAUUCACCUAAAUAUGGCUACAAUAAUUUUUAAAUAGCCUGGAAAAAAGCUUCACAUUUUAAUCACUUUUGGCUCUUAAACAGCCCACAAAUGCCAUUAAUAGUUUAUUUUGUUUUAGAGUUAUUUAAUGUUAUUUUAUGCAAAAUAAUGUUUGUCUUGUUUUGUUUUGCUUUCCACGUGGAAAAAACAGAACUGUGUAUUGUAAAAGAUUUUAUCAUGUAUCUAUCCAAACACUAUCCCAUGUUCAACAAGUCAUAUUUUAAUUUUAACUACUUGGAGAGAGUUUCUAAAGUAACUAUUAACUACAGCUAUUCAGUGGUUACUUUUAGUGUCUUUGUGAUAUGCGAUGUUACAGUGUUUAUAAAUUAUCUAUAUCUUGUAUUUUCAAAGGAACCUCAGAAGUCUCACACCCUGAAUCAAAGUCUGUCACUCUAAAUGAAUAUGUGCUAAAAUUUGACCAGCUCAGCUUAAGACACAAAACAGCAACUUGAAGGAGAAAUCGAGAGAGUUUAAAUUAAUGGGUGAAAUUUUUGUUGUUGCAAUAGUAGGUUUAGUCUUAACUUUAUAACAUUUCUAAAUGAAAAGUCACAUGUAUUUGUUACUGUGUCUGAUGAUUACUUUGUUAAAAGCAAAAGUGGUCAUGUGAUGUACCAAAUGUUAACUGCUGUUUUUAAAUGUUUAAAUCAUGCCAAACAAAUCAUGUCCGUGCCAUCCAGGGUUUAUUGUAAUCUUUUACUGAGUACUUGGAUUGGGAAAAAGGGCUUGUACUAUGCACUUUUUAUUAAUGAAUAAAUAGAAAACAUUAGUAACA